Molecule: messenger RNA, 276 nt
Organism: Dicrocoelium dendriticum
Lineage: Eukaryota; Metazoa; Platyhelminthes; Trematoda; Plagiorchiida; Dicrocoeliidae
Source: the annotation of a GenBank genome assembly
AUGGAGCAGCAAUCAUGGGUCGCUCGGAAGGACGGAGGACUUGGCGGCUUGCGUUAUCCACUCUUGUCGGAUUACAAGAAGUGUAUAUCUGCUGAUUAUGGCGUUCUGUACGAAGAAAAAGGCAUUGCUCUUCGUGGGCUGUUUAUUAUAAGCCCGAACGGGAUCAUACGCCAAAUCACAAUCAACGAUACACCUGUUGGACGCUCCGUGGAAGAAACUUUGCGCUUGGUCAAGGCUUUCCAGUUCACGGACAAACAUGGCGAAGGUAGGCGUUAG